Messenger RNA from Rubroshorea leprosula, 808 nucleotides. The record is from the annotation of a GenBank genome assembly. Lineage: Eukaryota; Viridiplantae; Streptophyta; Magnoliopsida; Malvales; Dipterocarpaceae.
UUCCCCACCACCACCACCACCACCACCACCACCAUAUAUAUAUAUAUCCUGAUUUCUUCAUCAAACAGACCAUAACAUAAGUUCUUGAUUUGAAACAUCAUAAGUAUGGCUUCCUUUAAUUGCUUUCCCUUAGCUUUCUUCAUGGCUUUAUCAUUUUCAAGCAUCAAUUUUGGCCUAGCAGCUGGUCGUCUUCAGCAACGCCCACCUCUGUCUCCACUACCAAAUGUGCCUGCAGCAAUAGGACUGCCGCCUUUGCCGUUCAUCCCAACUCUUCCACAGCCUUCAUUACCAUCUGCGCUCCCACCACUUCCAACAAUGCUACAACCUACCUUGCCUACUGCUCCCAAAGUCACACUACCACCAUUGCCUAGCAUUCGCACAAUGCCUCAGCCUACAUUGCCUACUGCUCAAAAGUCACUCUGCCACCACUGCCUAUAGCAUCCCAUCAUCAAUUGCCACAAUCCCCUCCAUCCCCGUCCUCUCUCCACCUCCUGCAAAAUUAAGACCAGCCCCUAGGAUUGUACUUGGACUAUGUAGUUUCUUAGGGCUGACCUCUCUAAGACCGCAAGAAGUAUAUAUGCUAGAGCCUUCCCAUCUUCUCUCUCUCUCUCUCUCUCUCUCUCUCUCUCUCUCUCUCUCUCUCUCUUUUGUGGUACAUAUAUAUUGUUUUUAUGUUAGAGCCAUGCUAUGUAUUCCUUUUCCAUCAUUCUUUCUUGUGGGAGGAUUUAUUUUUAUUGGCUUGUAUUUCUUAUUAUAUGAUGAAUUUCAUUUCUUCCUUAUUAUAUCAUAAUAAUGAGUUAAGAUUCAU